AUGCCUCGAGCAACAAUUUUUCUGGGUUUCUCCUACGCAACUACACUUGAGGUUUUGGACUUUCGUGGAGGUUACCUCGAGGACUCGGUGCCUUCUUCUUUCAGGAAUCUCAAGAAUCUCAAGUUUCUCGGUCUUUCGGGUAAUAACUUCGGCAGAAAGCUACCAAAGGUGAUUGGUGAGCUCUCUUCAUUGGAGACCAUCAUUCUUGGUUACAAUGGCUUCACAGGCGAGAUUCCAGAAGAGUUUGGGAAGCUGACGCGGCUUCGGUACCUCGAUAUGGCUGUCGGGAACCUUACGGGUCAGAUUCCAUCUUCUUUGGGGCAGCUGAAACAGCUUACAACAAUUUAUCUCUACCAGAACUGUCUCACAGGGAAGAUUCCUCGAGAAGUUGGUAAUAUGACUUCGCUUGUGUAUCUGGAUCUGUCUGAUAACCAGAUCACAGGAGAAAUACCUAUGGAAGUAGCUGAGUUGAAGAAUCUGCAGCUUCUGAAUUUGAUGAGGAAUCAACUCACGGGAAUCAUUCCAUCAAAGAUUGUUGAAUUACCAAAUCUUGAGGUUCUUGAGCUGUGGCAAAACUCUCUUAUGGGUUCCUUACCGGUGCAUUUGGGCAAGAGUUCGCCAUUGAAAUGGUUAGAUGUCUCAUCAAACAAGCUAACAGGCGAAAUCCCAUCGGGAUUGUGCUACUCUAGAAACCUCACAAAGCUCAUUCUCUUCAACAACUCAUUCUCAGCCGGUUCAGGUGACUUACCAAUGCUUCAGCAUCUAGAACUAGCAAAAAACAACCUCACCGGUCAAAUUUCAGAUGAUAUAGCAUCAUCUACCUCACUCUCAUUCAUAGACAUAUCCUUUAAUCAUCUCUCAUCCCUACCAUCAGCCAUUUUCUCAAGUCCUAAUCUACAAACCUUCAUCGCCACGCAUGACAGUUUGGCCGGAAAAAUACCAAACCAGAUUCAGGAUCGUCCAUCUUUGUCUGUCCUCGACCUUUCCUUCAACCAUUUCUCAGGCGAAAUCCCAGAAAGGAUUGCUUCUUUUGAAAAACUUGUGAGUCUAAAUCUUAAGAGCAACCAUUUGGUUGGAGAAAUCCCAGAGGCAUUAGCUGGGAUGCACAUGUUAGCUGUUCUUGACCUCUCAAACAACUCUCUAACGGGGAAUAUACCACAUAACUUGGGAGCUUCUCCAACACUGGAGAUGCUAAACGUGUCAUUCAACAAACUCGCAGGACCCGUUCCUUCAAACGGGCUGUUUGCAGCUAUAAACCCAAACGAUCUCGUGGGUAACGAUGGUUUAUGUGGUGGAGUUCUACCUCCUUGCUCCAAGAGCCUAGCUUUGUCAGGAAGAGGGAGAAAUUCAGGGAGGAUUCACGUGAAUCAUGCAAUCUUCGGGUUCAUUGUUGGAACUGCAGUUAUCUUGUCUCUGGGAAUGAUUUUUUUGGCAGGGAGAUGGGUCUACAAAAGGUGGGAUCUUUACAGCAACUUAGCCAUAGAGUAUCUAUUCUGCAAACAACCACAUGAGGAGUGGCCGUGGAGACUCGUGGCUUUCCAGAGACGGUGUUUCACUGCAGGAGACAUCUUAUCACAUAUCAAAGAACCAAACAUCAUUGGAAUGGGAGCCAUGGGGAUUGUUUACAAAGCAGAAGUCAUGAGACGGCCAUUACUCACAGUAGCAGUGAAGAAACUCUGGAGAUCAUCAUCACCACCGAGCGAUAUCGAAGAUCAUCAUCAUCAUCAUCAAGAAGAAGAAGAAGAGGACAUACUCAGAGAAGUGAACCUGCUUAGUGGUCUCCGACACAGAAACAUUGUGAAGAUUCUUGGUUACGUUCACAAUGAGAGAGAAGUGAUGAUGGUGGAUUGGGUCUCGCGAUACAACGUCGCCGUCAGAGUCGUUCAAGGGCUCAAUUACUUGCACAACGAUUGCUAUCCGCCGAUCAUUCACAGGGACAUCAAAUCUAACAACAUACUACUCGAUUCAAACCUCGAGGCGAGGAUAGCGGACUUCGGAUUGGCGAAGAUGAUGAUCCACAAGAACGAGAUGGUUUCUAUGGUGGCCGGAUCCUACGGGUAUAUAGCUCCAGAGUACGAAUACACACUGAAGAUUGACGAGAAGAGCAACAUAUACAGCUUGGGGGUGGUGCUUAUGGAAUUGGUGACUGGGAAAAUGCCGAUAGAUCCUUCGUUCGAGGAAUCGAUUGACGUCGUGGAGUGGAUUCGGAGAAAAAUGAAGAAGAACGAGAGCUUGGAAGAAGUGCUAGACCCGAGCAUCGCCGGGGAGUGUAAACACGUGAUCGAAGAGAUGCUUCUGGUACUGCGAAUCGCUCUUCUCUGCACUGCGAAGCUCCUGAAGGACAGACCAUCGAUUAGAGACGUCAUCACGAUGCUCACGGAGGCGAAACCACGAUGGAAAAGUGUUUGCCACGGCGCCGGAGAUAUGCCGAUUUUCAAAAAUUCUCCGAUGGUAGGACUGAUUUAG
Thlaspi arvense is the source of this 2466-nucleotide messenger RNA. NCBI's taxonomy places the organism in Eukaryota, Viridiplantae, Streptophyta, Magnoliopsida, Brassicales, Brassicaceae. The record is from the annotation of a GenBank genome assembly.